Molecule: messenger RNA, 966 nt
Organism: Puccinia graminis f. sp. tritici CRL 75-36-700-3
Lineage: Eukaryota; Fungi; Basidiomycota; Pucciniomycetes; Pucciniales; Pucciniaceae
Exons: 2
Coding region: 1-966 (321 amino acids)
Biological process (GO): nuclear envelope organization
Cellular component (GO): meiotic nuclear membrane microtubule tethering complex; nuclear envelope
Molecular function (GO): protein-membrane adaptor activity
Source: RefSeq, a predicted model, not a curated record
AUGUACACUCCUCAGUCCAACAGGCCGCGACAACUCUCUCACGAUGCAAGGCGCACCAAUCCAAAAUAUGACGGAACGUUUGGAAGGAAGGCUGCGAUCGGAUGGAAAUGGCUUAAGAAAAAUUGGUUUUUAACUGGCACGUGCUUCUUGUGUCAAAUAGUUACCACCCGGAAGGAAUCAUCACUCGAUGAGAAGGUCACCCUGCUCGAUCAGCGCUUAGUUAGUCUAGAAGAACAAGGUUUGAACACGGCCGCAGACAUCAAAAGUCUUAUCGAUGGAAUGUUGGACGUAGUCAAAAGGUCCGAAUUCGAAGAAGUACUUCUACUGACAGAGAACCGCUGGGGGAGAAUGUCAGGCCAAGCAAAGCAGGAAGGCCAUGAAUCGAUCGUGACUCCAAGGAAAGAUUUUGCCUCUUUUUCUGCUGGUGCAUCAAUCAUCGACACCUUGACAUCCCCAACGUGGAGUAACGAUCGCGAAAUCCAACCAUCAAAAUUCACACUUUUCAAAAAAAGCCAGAAAGUAUUCGGUAGUCCUCCGCUUACCGUGCUUGUUUCCGAUCUUAGCCUUGGCAUAUGCUGGCCCUUCCACGGAACCACGGGACAGAUUGGAAUUCGACUCUCGCGAACAAUUUGGGUUGAAGGAAUCACGAUCGGUCACGUGCCUCGAUCUUUGGCAUACGAUAUCCGAACAGCGCCCAAACAGUUCGAACUUUGGGGUUUAGAUCACGGCAACCAGGAAGUUGAGGGAAACUUAUUGCUAGAGGGUACUUACAGCAUCCACGGCUUGGAGAACGUUCAGGAAUUCUUAGUCCCGAAAACAAGAUUGCAGCUACAUUCGAAAGUGGUCCUAAAAAUCAAAUCAAAUCAUGGAAAUCCGGAUCUGACGUGUAUCUACCGGGUGCAAGUGCAUGGUAAAGUGAAGGAUAACCAUGAGAACUAUGACUUGGAUCAUGUAACACCGACAUAA